AUGGAUAAUUUUGACGGACUUGAUGAACCUGUGAUAUCUUCCUCAGGGCGUAAAAGGAAAAGAAAAGCUGAAACCUUUUCACAGAACAUUGCUAAAGCAGCAUGUUACAGUGGUUUACUGUGUGAAGCUGGAGACCAGACGGUCACACUGCAGGAAGUGGAAGGAACCACUAUAACUCUCCAUACUGGGAUAACUGGAAUUCAGAGUGAUGCUCAGGUUCUGUGGUUUUAUGGACCUGAGAAAGCAGAGGAAAAGAUAUUGAACAGUCAGGUGUUUAAAGGAGAAACUGUUACAGAAAUCAGUGAGAGAUUUAAAGAGAGACUGCAGCUGGACAGAAUCAGUGGAGCUUUAACCAUCAGGAACAUCAGCAGAAACGAUUCUGGAGUUUAUUUAUUACAAGUUCUUACUGGAUGUUUUUCAUCUAGGACUUUCAGUGUCAGUGUUUAUGCUCCAGUAUCAGCUCCAGUAAUAAGAAAUCAAAGAGGAAACCGAAGUGUGUUUUCCACAGAGCCGUGUUUCCUCCUGUGCUCUGUGGAGAAUGGAGAAGAUGUGAAUUUAUCCUGGUACAGAGAGAAUGAGAGAAUCUCCACCACCAAUAACACAGAUCUCAGUGUUCCCCUCAAUCUCUCACUUCAAAUACAACACCAUGACAAGAACACUAACACUUACAUCUGUGUGUCUGCAAACCCUGUCAGCUAUAAAACAACUUCUCUCAGCAUCACACAGCUCUGUUAUCACAACUCAGGUACGUCAAGACCCCAGAGUCAAAGACGAGUCCCAGGAGAGUCAGAGACUUACAGAAGAGUCACACAGGAGAGUCACAGACACAUCAGAGAGGAGUCACAGAGGAGACUAAAGGAGUCAGAGCAGAGUCAGUCACAGAGCAGUCAUAACAGAGUCACAGAGGAGACUAAAGGAGUCACAGCAGAUUCAGAGUCACAGAGGAGACUAAAGGAGUCAGAGCAGAGUCAGUCACAGAACAGUCAUAACAGAGUCACAGAGGAGACUAAAGGAGUCACAGCAGAUUCAGAGUCACAGAGGAUACUAAUGACAGAGUCAGAGUCUGAAAGGAAUUACAGAGGAGACUAA
Messenger RNA from Hemibagrus wyckioides, 1089 nucleotides. Its product is annotated as signaling lymphocytic activation molecule-like. The record is from RefSeq and is a predicted model, not a curated record. Lineage: Eukaryota; Metazoa; Chordata; Actinopteri; Siluriformes; Bagridae. Bases 1 to 1089 code for a protein of 362 amino acids. The transcript has 4 exons.